Messenger RNA from Myotis daubentonii (Daubenton's bat), 1060 nucleotides. RefSeq names its product translocase of outer mitochondrial membrane 22 (gene TOMM22). Gene Ontology annotation, biological process: intracellular protein transport. Gene Ontology annotation, cellular component: mitochondrial outer membrane. The record is from RefSeq and is a predicted model, not a curated record. NCBI's taxonomy places the organism in Eukaryota, Metazoa, Chordata, Mammalia, Chiroptera, Vespertilionidae.
UUCCGGUGUCCCUCCCUUCCUCCCUCCCCCCCCCCCUGCAGACAUGGCUGCCAUCGUCGCUGCCCCGGGUCCCGGUGCUCCCCUGCCCCCGGACGAAUUGCUUCCGAAAGGCGAUGCGGAGAAGACGGAGGAGGAGCUGGAAGAGGAUGACGACGACGAGCCAGACGAGACCCUGUCGGAGAGACUCUGGGGUCUGACGGAGAUGUUUCCGGAGAGGAUCCGGUCCGCGGCCGGAGCCACUUUUGAUCUCUCCCUCUUUGUGGCUCAAAAAAUGUACAGGUUUUCCAGGGCAGCCUUGUGGAUCGGGACAACGUCCUUCAUGAUCCUGGUUCUUCCUGUUGUCUUUGAGACUGAGAAGUUGCAAAUGGAGCAACAGCAGCAACUGCAGCAGCGGCAGAUACUCCUAGGGCCUAACACAGGGCUGUCAGGAGGAAUGCCAGGGGCUCUACCUUCACUUCCUGGAAAGAUCUAGAUUGUUACUGCUCUAUUUGACCUGUCUUGGUGGGAGAAGUUUGAAAAUUCAAUACUGUUUGAACUGAUUUUUUUCUUAUUCUUUUUGGCACAAAAAAUAAAUCUGGUUGGGAAAAUGUCCCGUUCGUUGUCUCAUGGAGACUCCCAACUUGCAGCUGUGCCCUCCAAGCUUUCCUGGCUGACUUCUCUCCUCACUCUGACAACAGAGUGCAUCGAUGCAGAUGGUCACUCCAACUCCGGCCAUCCCCUCACUAAAUCACUCCUCACCAGAAGGUCUCCUCAGUGUCUGCUUGUGGAGCAGGAGCUGAUGCCACUGGAAAGGAUGUACCCCUGACCAUUAACGACGGUUUUGUUUUGACAUGCACUAGAUGAAAUACAAAAUGCAUUACAGCUGUAGUGUGAAAGCAGCCACUGUGAAUUUGUAUGUUGGAAACGAGGGAGGGCCAGCAGCAGUUUUAACCACAGGAUGGGUACUGUGGAGGGCAGAGCAGGAGCUCAUGUCCUGUGCAUUUUGGCCAUUAGACCUGUGUGUCUAAAAGAAAAAAAAGUCAGUGCUCACUUUUGUAAUUAAAUAUUUAAAAUGAUUCCA